ACUAUGUCUCGCUAUUUUCUUUUUUACUAUGAUCAAUCGAAAAAUGAUAUUGACAAUAGUUGAAUGAUCGACGCGCGUGCUCACCAAUAUGGGCAAAAAUUCAAGAAUGGUCUACACUUGGCAGUCAGGAAAAAGCUGCCCUUAUUCUCCCUUGGCAUUCUUAUGUGAAUGUCAUUGACUCAAGGGGCUAUUGAACACAUGAUAAAAUAAAUGAUAGAAUAACUUCAAGUAUCAUAGACUACCUCGCGAUGCUUGAGAUUCCGGAAUCCCGGUUCUUUACCCGAAGUCGGUCAAAGCGCAUCCUCGACUCGCGGCAUCAUGGCAGACCUCCCGAAGCCUGACUUGUAUUCACUCCCAACGAGCCCGCCGAAUUUCGACAAGGUUGGGACGUUCUACAUUGCCUUCAGUUCAACAUGGACGUUCCUCUUGGUGGUCGGAAUGGCCUUCCUCAUUGCCAAUCGUAGCAAUCCGAUUCUCAAGAUCCGCGGUCUACCCUUGUCACUCACUGCUAUCGCUUUCAUUCACUUCUACUGGAUACUGGCCCAGAUCACAUAUCCAAUAGGGGCAACUCUUCCCGUCCUUCCUGCGUAUGACAUACAGUACUUCUUCAUGGGUAGCUGGUUCCCGCUCGGAGUUGCUCUCUUCCAUGCCUCGAACACGCGUUUCCUAUAUGUCGCCAAGCUUCAAAAGCAGUACACGCAACCUCCUAAUCUUCGAAGGAAGAAGACUGGUUGCAAUGGAGCCAACACGUCGUGGCUUUGUAGCCUGAGAAACUUAGAUGACCCUACGAGAAUCUUGAUUUAUGUUGGCAUUGGGAUGUUCAUCCAGAUUCUUCUCACUGUCGGCAUGUGGCUUGCAUGCAGCAAGUAUCAUCCUUCGUUUGGAAUCGCCGGUACCGAACUUCGCGGCGACACAAUUGCUGAACAGAUGGUGGAAUUGGGCCGUGGGUGGGAAUGGUGGCCAUCUGCAUUGUGGCAAGUCAUUUGGACAUGGAUAAUCGCCCCGAUACUCAUUUGGAAAGCAUGGGGUAUCCGUGACACGCUGGGAUGGCGCCUCCAGACUAUUGGCUGCUGUGUCUCGAAUCUCCAUGCAACACCCUUGUGGCUUAUCGCCAUGUAUGUGCCGGCCUUUGCGCCGGUCAACAAAUAUUUCAUUCCAAGCCAAUGGAUUCAACUUUCCGUCAUGAUGUUCGAAGUUUUUACCAUUUUCGUUCCGUGUUGGCAAGUUGUACGACACCGCAGCCUACGAAAAAGAGCAGCUGAUUCGAACGCCAGGUGGGACACAACAUCGCAAGCCACACUCAGAGCUUCAAACUCCGGAGAGUGGAAGUCUAUGUCUAACGCCGAAAAAGGCCCCACGAUAGAUAUACUCGAUAAGGAAAUGGGCGACCGCCUGUUUACCUUAGGUGCGCUCGAUCAUGUGCUGAACGGGAACCCGGGUCCUUUACAAGAGUUUUCGGCGUUAAGAGAUUUCUCCGGAGAGAAUAUCGCUUUCCUGACAAGUGUCGCCUCUUGGAAAGUAUCAUGGCCCGGGCGCGAUAGUCAGGAUCGGUUACGCGAUGCGUUCACCCGUGCGCUAGUGAUUUACACGGACUUCAUCAGCCCUAGAGAUGCCGAAUUCCCCAUUAACCUAUCGUCGCAGGAUCUCAAGUACCUCGAAGCUAUUUUUGAGCGCCCGGCACGGAUAGUAUGCGGCGAGGCAAGAGUGGACCCAGCUACGCCGUUCGCAGUAGAAGGAUCACCUCGAACUCGACGCGCGGGUAGCGACGCUGAUACAGAAGAGACUGAUGGCGACUGGAUUGAGCUUGGGCAAAUCGCCGGCAUGUUACAGUAUACUGGUGAUAUCCCUGAUGAUUUUGAUGCUACUGUUUUUGACCGCGCGCAGGCGCAUGUUAAGUAUCUGGUUCUAACUAACACAUGGCCCAAAUUUGUCACCGAGAUGCAACAGCAAAGGCGUUCCGGCGAGACCGAGCGGAGUGGUGAUACAGGACACUCAGGCUCAACACUAGCGAGCCGAAUUUCGCAGUUAAUACAUACAUUUAUGUAGAAUAGAAAAAAGCCAUCUCAAUGAUGUAUACCCAAAAGUUCAAUAAAGUAAAUAAUACAAUUAUGUUUGCGUUGAGAAAGCAUGCAUGAUGGUACCGGCUUAUUCUGACAGCGCUGUAAGCUGCAGUUUUGCGAAGCGCUGAUAAGUUGUAAUAGGUAGCGCAUAUAGGUACCUGAGUACCUAUAUGAAGGCCGCACGAUGUCACUGUCGGAUUUCUCGGGCUCGACUGUACUUGUUGUCAUCCAUAAGCUGCCCAGAAAUUUUCUUUUUUUUCUUACGUGGGUUCUGCAUCCUUUCGAUGGUAAGUAGCUUUUGGUUUGCACGUGUAGAUUAGGAUUAUCGUCCUAAAGAUCCUAAAGAUACAAGCGCUGAAGCCAAGGAUGACCGUCUAUGUCAUUGUACAGGCUAUCCCCUGAGAUGUUGACAUUUAGCAGGCUUCUGUAAGUGAAUACAAGGUGAUUAGGGAAUGCCAUUUUCCGUAGGGUAUAGAAGAAUAAAAUAUAA
Messenger RNA from Hypoxylon trugodes, 2550 nucleotides. RefSeq lists its product as uncharacterized. The record is from RefSeq and is a predicted model, not a curated record. The transcript is spliced from 5 exons. Bases 319 to 2046 code for a protein of 575 amino acids. NCBI's taxonomy places the organism in Eukaryota, Fungi, Ascomycota, Sordariomycetes, Xylariales, Hypoxylaceae.